Molecule: messenger RNA, 2092 nt
Organism: Cryptomeria japonica (Japanese cedar)
Lineage: Eukaryota; Viridiplantae; Streptophyta; Pinopsida; Cupressales; Cupressaceae
Exons: 1
Coding region: 805-1395 (196 amino acids)
Source: RefSeq, a predicted model, not a curated record
GCACGUGUGUGCCUGAAUAUUUUUAACGUAUAAACAGUGUCAGAGUAAGAAAAAUAUAUUCUCUUUAGAGAGUUAUAUUCUUGGAUAAGCUGUUAGAGAUUCAUGUGGCGUAUCCCAAAUCUCGAGUACGGUGGGAAAGGUGACAAGAUUGGGCAAAAAAGGAACUGCAGGAGCCAAUUUUUUAAUCUAGGGUUUCACAGGUCCUAGACUAGAGUAAUGGUUGUCUAUCAAUAAUCCAACAGUGAAAAAUGAAUACUUUUUAUUACAAAGGGCUCUUAAAUUCUUUCAUUCCAAACCUACCCAACAACCCAGAUAAUUGAAGAGAGAAAAGAGGGACCCAAAUUCCAAUCAUGAUGAUUAGAAAGAUUAAAGGCUAGUGACCGGGAUAACAGGGCCAAAACAGUUCAAAUGGGGUGGAGCUCAAUGAAUAUGGAAGGGCAUGCUCUUGCACAUGGAGUCUAGAUGUGGGUCCCAAAGGAAGAUACAUUACCGGCUUUGGCUUUGAAGUUGCAGUUUUCAAGCACACAAGAGGAAUGUGAAGCACUGAUUAGAGAGGAAAAUUGUCUGUUCUCUUUCCAGAAGUGUAGAUUAGAGGGUUUGUAGUGUGCAAAAUAUUGUUUUCUGAGUUGGGUAUAGAGGAAAUAUGGUUUUUUUUCAUCUGUAAGUGCAGGUUAGAGGUGUUUAGAGGAGAGGAGAUUGGUUUUUUUAGGUGGGUGUAGAGGAGGCAUGGUUGUUUUUCAUUAGUGAGUGCAGAUUAUAGCAGAUUAGAGGAGAAUAGAUUGGUUUUUUGAGGUGGGUAUAGAGAUGGGAAACUCCCUGAGGUGCUGCAUUGCUUGUAUGCUUCCUUGUGGUGCUCUUGAUGUUGUGAGGGUUGUUCAUGUGAAUGGACAUGUGGAGGAAUUCAGCAAGACUGUGAAGGCAGGGGAGGUGAUGAAGGCUCAUCCCAAGCAUGUCAUCAGAAAGUCAAGCUGCCAAGGAAUAGUUCACAGGAUUAUUGUCCUGCCUCCUGAUGCAGAGCUCCAGAGAGGGAAUAUCUAUUUCCUCAUACCCACUUCUUGCCUGCAGAACUACAAGGACAAGGAUGCCAAGAUCAGUGGCAACAGUCACAAGAAGUCUGGUUCUUCUCCCAACCCUGCAAGCAAAAGGCCUUCAGGAAGGAGGAGCAGGAGGGAGCAAUCUGCCUCUGCUGUAGCCCCUGAUGGGUCUCAAACUGCAGAGCCCUCAAUCAGAAUUAAGCAAUGUGGUGAUGUGACCAAAUUGGUAAUCUCAGAACAGUACUUGGCAGAUGUGUUGUCUGAGAAGGCCCAGAGGUCAGGGAGGCACAGCAGGAAGAACAGCAGAGUAGGUGUGUGGAGACCCCAUUUGGAGAGUAUUUCUGAGGUUGCUUCUCUCUGAAUGGAUUCUAGAAUGAUCUAUAUGUUAGAUCAGAUGUGAAAAUCUUAGAAUUUCAAUUUUGUUUCAUGGUUUAGCAGACCUUAAAGAAUGCUGAAUCUUUGAGCAGGGAAUUUGGGCAUUUAUGGUAUCCAAUCAGCCAACUCUUCUCAGAUAUCUAUUACAGUACCCACUAGGCACAACAUGACUCCCACCUAUGGGUUUGUCUACUUUCAUCCACAUUGCCAAAUCGGGCAUCACUCAUUUCAGAUAAAAUUGAUGUUCACAAGCAGAGAUCCAUUGGUGAAAGUCUAAAAUGAUGCACUUUGGUGUUGGUAUGAUGUGUGUAAAGAUCUCAAUUAUAUUAUUUGGAGGAAUCAUUUUGUUUGAGUACCCAAUAUCGGGGCAGAAGGAAAACCUAGAGCUAAUCUGUCUUCUUAUUUUAUUAUUAUGUCCUGUGUUUAUGUAUAGGUUGUUUCUGUAAAUAUGAAUCUCAGAUUUAUAGGAGAGUUUUUCAGAGAAGAGGGAGGAGGGCUUGCUACACAUCAUUUUUUUUUGUCAGAUACCAAUAAACAGCAGCCACUAUUAUAAUCAAUUUUCAAUGUAUGAAAUGGAUCUUUCUGCAACAACUGCAAGUUAGUUGCUCUUCUCAUCAUGGUUGUAGCCAUUCAAGGCAGAUCUUGGUAUUAAUGAUAGCUAAGGAUGUAUUUUGCAGAUUGAA